This is a messenger RNA of Bufo gargarizans (Asiatic toad), 2855 nucleotides long. RefSeq names its product dehydrogenase/reductase 13 (gene DHRS13). The coding region runs from base 54 to 1001 and encodes 315 amino acids. The transcript is spliced from 5 exons. The record is from RefSeq and is a predicted model, not a curated record. NCBI's taxonomy places the organism in Eukaryota, Metazoa, Chordata, Amphibia, Anura, Bufonidae.
UGUAAUCAGAUAAACGCGGAUUGUAUGUAGGGAUAGCACGGCACGCAGGAGCCAUGGCCGCGGAGCUGCUGCUGCCCGUGGGGAUAGUCCUAGGGCUCUAUGUGCUCAUCUACUACAACUUCAUCAAAGGGCGGCAGUGCACGAGUGACGUCAGUCUGCAGGGGAAGACUGUCAUAGUGACCGGAGCAAAUGUUGGAAUCGGCAGAAUGACAGCUCUAGACAUGGCCAAGCGGGGAGCUCGGGUCAUUUUGGCUUGUCGCGUGAAAGAAACUGGAGAAGCUGCUGCGUAUGACAUACGUACACUAUCUGGAAACAGUCAGGUGCUCUUCAUGAAGCUGGAUCUGGCCUCCAUUGCAUCAAUUAGGUCAUUCUGCAAGACGUUUCUGAGCAGUGAACCUCGCCUGGACAUACUUAUUAACAACGCAGGCCUCGAAUGUAAAGGCAAGACUGAAGACGGCUUCAAUAUGGUCUUUGGAGUCAAUCACUUAGGUCACUUUCUGCUGACGCACUUGCUUCUGGAUCGUCUCAAGCAGUGUAGCCCCAGCCGUGUUGUGGUUCUCGCCUCCAGCGCUCACAAAAGGGGAAAAAUUGACUUCAAGAAUCUGAAUCCAUCUGGAGAAACUUGGAUUGAAAUUCUCCAGGCGUAUUGUGACAGUAAACUCGCCAAUGUCCUGUUUGCCCGUGAGCUGGCCAACAGAUUACAAGGCACUGAUGUGACUUGUUAUGCUGUUCACCCAGGUGUGGUGCGCACGAAUUUAGGCCGCAGCUUUCCACGCUGGCUUCAGAUCCUGCUGUACCCCUUUGUGUGGCUCCUACUCAAGACCUCUAUGGAUGGAGCGCAGACUUCCAUUUACUGUGCUGUCCAAGAGGAGAUUGAAAUGUACAGCGGCCGCUACUUUGCCGACUGCAGGGUGCAACAGGUCCGGCCCCACGCACGAGAUGACGCAGUAGCCAAGAAACUGUGGGAAGUUAGUGAAGAUCUCCUUGGAUUAAGCAAAUAAAGGUUCCAACAUCCAGUAUUUAACCAGCAGGCAGCAAAUGCCACUGACGCCUAUGCAGAUUCCGAGGUCUCUCCUUCACUUCCCAUACAAACACUUUACAAGUGACGCAUGGCAGACACCGGAUUACGUAGUCCAUGCCGCAUUCCUGUAUAGAACUUGUAUGAGACCAGUACACUGCACACAAGUGGAAAAAGCACCUUUAAGCAGGGGUUUUGCAGUUGUUCAUAGUUCACAUUGGAGGUGAUUUACUAAGAUUUUUUAUAACUUGUCCCAUGGGAGUUUUUACGCUGUCCUUCCUUCUGGGGAGUGGCAGGGCCCAGCCAUUGGCCCCAACAAAUUGACAAAUCUUUACGUAAAUGACGCCUGAAAUCUGCUCCAGCCAGGGUACAUUUCGAACUAGACGCACAGACUGACUGAGCAUACUCUUAAUUUACUGUAGGUGCAUCCUCUGGCAGCGCCAGGGUUAUUUAAGACUGACUUAAAACGCUGGUCUUUGAUAAAUGACCCCCCCGCGAUUAGCGUUAUUGCCGGUUGCGGACAUAAGCCGCCGGUGUCUGCUAUAAGAAGCAGGCGGCUAUGGCGCCAUCUUUAAAGACCCAGCCAGCGCUGUACUAUUACAGCGCUGGGGGUGAAGGGGUUAAGCUACCUGCACACAGGUGAAAGUUGCCAGGGGCGGACUGGCCAUAGACCCUACAGGGAAAUUUUCAGGUGGGCCUAUGCCCAGGGGACCACCUGAGCUCUACUCACAGCCGCUGUCCAUGUACUUAAUAAUCUGAAGCAUUAAUUAAUGCUAGGAGCAUUAGGCACUUAUUCACCUGGCGAGCAGCUGCAGGUCCCCUCCUGGAUUCAUCUGCAUCAUCCUCCUCAGUAUGAUGAGGCAAAACUUUAUGCUUGACGGGGCAGUAUUUUGUGCUGGCCCUGUCUACUUCUGUUGCCCAGCCUAUUAGUGGGUUGUGUUGCCCGACCUUCUGUCAGUUUUUUUUUUUUUUUUUUUUUUUUUUUUCUUUCUAGGGCCACUUUAAGUUCCCAAUCCUCCCCUGCAGGUCUGAAAGCAGAAAUUGCGUACAGAUUUUCGUAGGGUGUUCUCUGCAUUUACACAUCAAAUCUGCAUGUGUUUUUUUUUUUUUUUUGUGGAUUUUGAUGCAGUUUUACCCGAUCUUACCCUUUUGUCUCAUACCAUACACUUUGCUGGUACCCUUUUACGCUGCACGUAAUCCGCAAAGUGUGUAUAUAGCCUUAGGGCACCCCCACCUGUUUCUCAUAUUCCAGUAAAAUUAUCAUGUGACAUCCAUAGCCAAUCAGAUGACAAUAGAGUAGAUCCCAAAACUUACAAUAUUAACUGGUUCCAGGACACCUAAGUGAUUAAAGCAAUCUCCCUAUAGAAAACCGGUAACUGCUUCCAAAGCCCCCAUCAUGCUGCGUUACGGUUCUGUCCCCAGAGAGUUGUGGCAUCAACAAAUAGCUGGCUGAAGUUAUCGCUAAUCGCUUCCGAAUCCUCUCAUCUAGUCCGAAAUCUGCCAGUGUUUAGCAUUGUAAAUGCUCUGGGGACCGACGAGCAGCGCAAAUAUUUAGAGAUUUAUUGUUUCCUUUAAUUGAGCCUCUUUUGAAUGCAAUUGACUCGCAUGCCACUUGUUAACCCCUUAAAGAACAGGCCAAUUUUUGGUUUUGCCUUACUUUUUUUUUCCUUGUUUCCAAAAGAAUAUAUACAAACGAGCCUGUAGGAGGAACAGGGGCGUUGCCUUUAGGCUAUGUUCACACUGGCAUUUUGGCUUUCCGUUUGGGAGAUCCGUUCAGGGCUCUCACAAGUGGUCCAAAACGGAUCAGUUUUGCCCUAAUGCAUGGAAAAGGAUCCAC